GAAACUUUGAAAGAGACAAUGAGUCAUGGUGAAGUUGCCGUUGAGUUGACGUUUGAAGUGACCAUACAGGACCGAUAAUUGACCGUAGGGUUAGGGUCCCAGGAUAGACCUGGAAUCCCGGAACUUGAAUCGAGCGCGACAGUCAUGUCCAACAGCACCAAACCACGUGUUGACGAUGAGGACGACGUCGAUGAUCUCGACGAUGUCCUGGAUCAGUUUAUCCCAUCCAAUGUCCCCGCGGCUAGUUUAUCCCAACACUCGACGUCAUCGCCUGCCGUGAAUGAACCAACCUCGUCUCAAACAUCGAAACAAACAUCUUCUUCUUCCAAUGCUGAUCUUGGAGCUGAUUUUGCGAAAUCACUCGCUGAAGAAAUGGAGGCUCUUUGGCGCGGUAUUGCACAGCAAGAAGUGGAUGAGGGUUUAAAAGGUGAGACUUCGGAACAACGAGAAGAGCGGGAACGCACCCUCGCAGCGGCUUGGGAAGCUAUGUUGAUAGAAGAAAUGGAUGGCUCGAUCGACCCAUCGCUCACGCAGCAAGCACCUAUUGCCCCAAAAACUGGAGAAAAGGACGACUUCCAAUCACGCAUCCGGAACACCAUGAAGAAGCUCAAGGAGAGCGAGUCAGGCUUGAAGUCGUCAGAUCCGAGUAGUUGUGCUACCAGCAACGAUUCACUCGAGGCGCUUUUAUCCCAAUUCGGAGGGGAGGAUGAAGAAGAGAUGCAGGGUGUCCUGGAAGCUAUGAUGGGCCAGCUUAUGGGCAAGGACGUCUUAUACGAGCCCUUAAAAGAACUUUCGGACAAGUUCCCGGACUACCUCAAGGCCAAUGCAACUACAUUAUCGUCCGAUGAUAAGUCACGUUAUGAUGCGCAGAUUACCUGCAUGAAACAACUCCUUGAAAUUUUCGAAUCGAAAGAUUACACUGACGAUGACGACAAGAUGAAAACCAAAAUCGUCGACCUCAUGGGCGAGCUUCAAAGACACGGGUCUCCCCCGGAGGAAAUUAUGGGCCCAAUGCCCCCUGGAUUGAGCAUGGGCGCUGAUGGUAUGCCAAAUAUGCCGGAUAACUGUAUCAUCAGUUGAAAUGCAUAUUGGCGGAGGAAAUGCAUAACUUUAAACGAAUACCUGAGUUUGUAGGCUACAUUAAUAGUGCUGAUCUAGAUUCUUUCGUAGAAUUCAUUACUUGCCCGUGAUACGAAAUCGGGCACCGGCUUUGUGCGCCUAUUGGCGCUCGGAUUGUUGCAUCUGCUACAUUAGCGAUGCGAUUCGUUCGGGACGCCGUGUACCAUGUUUUUCUAUUCAAGGGACGGGUUCACUGUAUCGUUGCUCUUCCGAAUCCACGUCCCACACUUGGAGGACCGUGUCUACAGUGCGGCCGAUCAAACACAUUGUCUCCAUCACCAGUAAGGCAUUAUUUAUCGCCUCGUCUACUGAGUACAAAACUUCCAAAAAUAUCAUGCAUUUUCAAAACA
Suillus subalutaceus is the source of this 1469-nucleotide messenger RNA. Its product is annotated as Pex19 protein family-domain-containing protein. The record is from RefSeq and is a predicted model, not a curated record. Gene Ontology annotation, biological process: protein import into peroxisome membrane. The coding region runs from base 145 to 1080 and encodes 311 amino acids. The transcript is spliced from 4 exons. Gene Ontology annotation, cellular component: peroxisome; peroxisomal membrane. NCBI's taxonomy places the organism in Eukaryota, Fungi, Basidiomycota, Agaricomycetes, Boletales, Suillaceae.